AUGGCUGAUAAUCAAGAAUCUUUGCUGGAAAAAAUUAAGGAACAGGGAGAUCUUGUGAGGAAAUUAAAAGCUGCUAAAGAAUCGAAAGAAAAGGUUAACACAAGAAAAAAAGGUCGAGAUCUUGAAGAAAUAAACGAACUACUCUGCUAUUACAGUUAUAUUUGUGGCUACAUGCCUUGUAAAUUUGAUGUAGAACUAUUUAAAAGUUUAGAUUCUAAAUUAGAUUUAAAAAAAUAUCCAUAUUUAAGAAGAUGGUGGUACCAUAUGCGGAGUUUCACUGACUCUGAGAUAAGUCUGUUUCCUGUAAUACAUCCAUCGCAUAAAUUAAUAAAUAUUGUCAAAGUUGAUAAGAAAACUGCUGAUCAGCAGAUUCAAGAAGAGGUAUCUAAGUUACUGGCAUUAAAAGCACAACUGAACACUGAAGAUGCUACCCCUCAGAAGUUUACUCUUAAAACUCCAAAGGGCACAAGGGAUUAUAACCCACAGCAAAUGACAAUUAGAAACAGUGUGUUGCAAAAAAUUGUUGCUGUAUUUAAAAGACAUGGAGCUGAGUGCAUUGAUACUCCAGUGUUUGAGUUGAAGGAUGUUUUAACUGGAAAAUACGGUGAAGAUUCUAAGCUGAUUUAUGAUUUGAAAGAUCAAGGUGGUGAAAUACUCUCUCUUAGAUAUGAUUUAACAGUGCCUUUAGCUAGGUACUUGGCAAUGAAUAAAAUAAACAAUUUGAAGAGAUAUCACAUUGCUAAAGUUUAUAGAAGGGAUAAUCCUGCCAUGACUAGAGGAAGAUACAGAGAAUUUUACCAAUGUGACUUUGAUAUAGCAGGUCAAUAUGAUCCGAUGGUCCCUGAUGCAGAGUGUCUUAAAGUUGUCACAGAAAUAUUAGAUGCAAUAGAUAUAGGUAAAUAUGUUUUGAAAGUGAAUCACAGGAGAUUACUCGAUGGAAUAUUUGAAGCAUGUGGAGUGCCGGCAGACAAGUUUCGCUCUACUUGUUCCACCGUCGAUAAACUUGAUAAGUCACCAUGGGAAGAAGUUCGUACAGAAAUGAUAAAUGAGAAAGGUGUAACACCAGACGCGGCUGAUCGUAUAGGAGAGUAUGUGAGACUAAAUGGUGGGUUAGAGUUAGUCGAUAAACUGUUAAAGGAUGAGAAACUAUCUAAAUCAAAAGGUGCGGUGGAAGGUCUCGAAGGAAUCAAGCUUUUGCUUGACUAUUGUGACAUUUUAGGGAUAAAAGACAAGAUCCUAUUUGAUUUGAGUCUGGCUAGAGGCCUAGAUUACUAUACCGGUGUUAUUUAUGAGGCUGUGUUGACACACCCUAUCAAGAUCGGUAAUGAAGAUCAAACAGUUGGUUCUAUUGCUGGAGGCGGUAGAUACGACAAUCUUGUUGGGAUGUUCGAUUCUAAGAAUAAACAGGUGCCGUGUGUGGGAAUAAGUGUGGGUGUGGAACGUAUAUUCUCCGUGUUGGAGGCGAAGUUAGCGGCAGGCGAUAUAAGUGUUCGUACCAGCGACAUUGACGUGUACGUUGCGUCUGCGCAGAAGAACUUCCUCAACGAACGUAUGAAGAUAUGCGCUGAGUUGUGGAAUGCUGGUAUUAAGACAGAGCAGUCCUACAAAAAGAAUCCCAAAAUGCUGAACCAAUUGCAACACUGCGAAGAAAAUGGCAUUCCACUAGCGGUUAUACUCGGUGAAUCUGAGCUUAAAAAUGGUUUGGUUAAAAUAAGAAACAUCAAGACUAGAGCAGAAGAAGAAAUCCCUAGAGAAAAUCUCGUGCAAGAACUUAAAACAAGGAUCGAAUUACUAGAUCUAAAGGAGAUGAAUGGACCUAUAUCUAAA
This is a messenger RNA of Brenthis ino (lesser marbled fritillary), 1827 nucleotides long. NCBI's taxonomy places the organism in Eukaryota, Metazoa, Arthropoda, Insecta, Lepidoptera, Nymphalidae. The record is from the annotation of a GenBank genome assembly.